This is a messenger RNA of Xyrichtys novacula (pearly razorfish), 3520 nucleotides long. NCBI's taxonomy places the organism in Eukaryota, Metazoa, Chordata, Actinopteri, Labriformes, Labridae. The record is from the annotation of a GenBank genome assembly.
GCCACAAAGAAGAAGAACAAAAAAAUAAGACACCAGACUGUGGGGGCAGCAGUGAGCCUUUGCCGUGACUUGUCUAUCAAAUCAGAAGAAGAAGAAGAAGGAGUGUUUAUUGAUGCUGCAGGGCGGAACAACCUUUGAACGUUAUAAUUCACCUCUAAAUUCUAUCAGAAACACUCUGAUACAGUUAUACCCAUAGUGGGAGGACAGACACGGAGACAGACGAGAAAGUUCGAGCAUUGCUUCUCUUUGUGGGUCUGUCUGUGUGGGUCUGGAGAAGUCUGGACAUGUGCACGCAAACGAAGGCAGCGGCUCUGAUGGCCAACAUCCCGCAGGCGGACAUCGACCCGUCCGGAGUGUUUAAGUACGUCCUGAUCCGAGUCCACAGCAAAGAGGAGGGAGACGAUUCGGAGGUGGAUAUAGUCCGAGGAUACGGCUGGGCUGAGUACCACGGUGAGUGGGGAGCUCCGAGAGUAUGAGGGCUACAUUACAGAGUCCAUUAGUGGUUAUAAGAGCUGUAGUCCACAUGCGAAGCUAAGGGCAAUACAAGAAACCUGAGCUUAUUAUUUACUAAAACAAGUGCACUUACAACAGCCUUACUGUCAAACCUACUUUUAUAGGAGUGUCCAGCUUUCGUAUACACUACAGAGUUAACUCAAAGGCGUAAUAAUGUGAUAUUUUAUCUACAUCUACAACAACAAAGACCACCUGUUUAUUGUAAAGUGUAAUACUGCAAUGUUUCAAACAACUCAGGAGGCACAAUACCAGGGUUUCUGGUCUGAGAUCAAAUUGAAAGUUUAUAUUAACCAACAACAAGAAGUGAGUGAGUAAAAGGACCAGCACCAUAGACUGUAUAUAGAAUGGACGCCGUCUGCCUCCUCGCGGGGUGAAGCCACUCCGAGAACAGCACCCUCUGUUGAUAGGCUGCAGUAUAGGUCAUAAAUCCAGCCUCCGCCAGCAAAGCUUAUGGGGCUGUGGACCAACUUUAGACAUUUUUUUUAUUACACAGAACAUACAUUUUUCUCCCCCCGCUUGUGAUGUUGACAUGUAGUUAUUGUAAGACUGGUUUGUGCUCAAGUCCUCUUUUUUCUUUCUUUUAAAAGUUUUUUGGGGGUUCAUGUUUGCUAUGAUUGACACCUGAUACAGCCUAUGGGCGUUCAGGGAUUGAGUAGCUCUCCCGGGGGAUACGCUGUUUGAGCCGAGCGUCAUUACAGUGACUCUCUGCGACUGCGCGGCCGAAUGCGCACAACACUACUGCACAGCGCUGGUUUCAGGAAAUGAAGAAAAAUCCCGGAAAUACCAAGAGCUUUUGGCUUCAAAUCCGUAUACAGGCGGUAGGCGGAACCAGGUUGUCCAUAGUGUAUACAGUCUAUGACCAGCACACCUGACACACCUCUGACAUCUGCAUACAGUCACAGGUUAACAUGGACAGAGACUGCAGUGAUUCUGUCUCCGUGCCAUGUAUUUUUAAGGCAUCUGUAUGACCAUUUCGUCUGUUUCUCACUGUGUUUAUGGCCCUUUAUUUGCAAAAUAUCCCAAAUCCAUCGAUCAGUGAGGAGUAUAAAGUCCGUAAGUCCGCUAAAACGGAUAGCCGCGAUCCACUGUAAGUGCCUGACCUGUUAGUGCCUGACCUCGCACUGUAUUUAAACGCAUCCCACAAACAUUUUCACACCGCAUGUGGUACUGUGAGUACUACCCACGCCCUUAAUGCUCACAAAGAUACCGCAAAAUAAUUUCCUCUAACAACGAAAAGGUUUGUUAAAUUUCUCGCUCAGUGACGGCUAUAUUUUGGACAGGCAUUUGCACGGUCACCAAUUUUCGUCUUCUUAUGUUUUGUGUUUUCAGCUUUGUUUUUGACCCAAUAAACUCAUUCCCCCUAACAUGCAUGUCUCAAAGGCCCUAUAUAUAUAUAUAUAUAUAUAUAUAUAUAUAUAUAUAUAUAUAUAUAUAUUCCAUCAGAAGUCCUUGUUUUAAUACAUGGUUUCACUUAUAGUCUGUAUGUUUUCCUGCAGCUGAUAUUUAUGAUAAGGUUGCUGAGGAGCUGGAAAAGGAUGGACACCUGGACUGUGAAUGUGUUGGAGGAGGGAGGAUCAAACAUGACGCACAAGCCAAGAAGAUCCAAAUCUAUGGAUAUUCAAUGGUGAGAACACUGCUGAGUAAAGAGCCGAUAGAUGAGGAGUUAAAAGGAGUUAAGAGGCUCCAUAUUGUCUUUAUAAAUGAUCUUUUUACACAAUGAUUAGUUUGAUGCUAAAUAUUUAGGAUAACAGCUGUGAUGUGGUUAUUUUUUCUUGACCUAAUCAGACACCAAUGUGCUUAACAUGUCUACAGGGAUUUGGAAGAGCAAAUCAUGCAGUAUCAAGAGAAAAACUGAAGGCUCGAUACCCGGACUAUGAGGUGACAUGGGACAAUGAAGGAUACUGAGCAUACUUUGUUGGACACCCUUUCUCCUGGACUGACAUGGCACUUAUGUGUAACCCCUUAUGAUAACACAGAUCAUAUCAGUAAUACCACAAACUGCUUAAUGAAAAACUCCCCAAACAUUUGUUUUUCCUCAUUAUUUAAGGAAGCACAAGGCUGACAAUGACAAUUACAGAUGGAAGUCAAACCCUUCUUUGUGGAUGUGUUUACAGUACAAAAUAAGAGUACACAAAAAUAGCAAAUACUAAUAUCAGUAAAAAAUAUAUAAACCCAACCAUUCUUGAUAAAUUUGGAGUCUCAGUUCUGUGAUAUUUCAGAUAUUUUAGAGUUGAAAAAUAAAAACUGAUUUUGUAGCAACACAGUCACCUCUUGGUAUUAUUUUAUAAUUUUGACCUAAUUACUAGAUGUUUUAUAAAAUGAUUGUUUCAUUUUCCACCCUGAUGUUUGUUUUAUUAUUUCUGAACUCUGAUAUUUAAAUAUUUGCUUAUUUUGUUCCUUCAGUUGUGGUACGGAAACUUGUAAUGGCCCUUUAUUUUUGGUGAUCUUACUUUUGGCUCGACUAUUGUCAUUGAAAGAUUAGGACAAAGUUUUGACCGAUAUUGCUUUUCCAGAGCUGAUACUGGUAUUGAGUAUUUGUAGAUCAUUGUACCAAAUUUCAAAUCAACAGUACAAAUAAAAAACUUUUUUCAUAAUAUAGAAUUUGGAACACUACAAACUCCAACAACAUGAGCCUUUAGCAAAUCUUUAGUUAAAACUGAAUCAUUCAGCAUUGGGGCCUGACAGAUUUAUUGGCGAGCCGAUGAAAUCAGCCAAACUUAGCCCGUUUGAGACUAAUUGGUAAUCGGCCAAAACUCGACGAUUUUUGCCGAUAUUUUCAGAAAUAAAAUGUGGAGAAUAAGAUUCGGUUUCACUUCGAAAAUGUUCCACCAUUUGAAAAGUUCCCAGACUUAUCUCAUAGAUGGCGCAGCGACCUCAUGACAAUCGUCAUCCACUAACUACCUCACAGCACAGCAGAGUAACGGAUCUGAAGCAGUCAGCUCAGGGACGCACGGAGGAGAGUGGUCCGCCUCAAGGGUAAAUAAACCAGUUUGUGAAUCAACAAUAA